AUGAAACUCUUUACGGUAUUGUUCGUUAUCGCUUUCGCGGUUGUCCUGGUUGAAGGUCAACGAGAAUUCGGACGUCGAGGAUCUCGUGGUUUUAAUGGAUUUCGUGGACUUCGUGGACCAGGCCGACUAGGUGGACGAGGCGGUCCAGGUGGACCAGGUGGUCGUGGCGGUCCACGACUAAUCGUUGGACAACCAGGUUUUGGAGGUUUCGGAGGAUGUGGUGGUGGCAAUCGUCAUCGCCAUCAUCAUCGUCGUUCAACCGCUGCACCAUCGACUGUCGCACCAGCAGCUUCUUCGUCAUCAUCUGCCGCACCAUCGACUGUCGCACCAGCAGCUUCUUCGUCAUCAUCUGCCGCGCCAUCAACCACUGCACCAUCGACUGUCGCACCAGCAGCUUCUUCUUCAUCAUCUUCUGCCGCGCCAUCAACUGCUGCACCCUCAACUGCAGCACCAUCAACAGCUGCACCAACAACUGUUGCAGCAUAA
Bactrocera tryoni is the source of this 486-nucleotide messenger RNA. Its product is annotated as 30S ribosomal protein S3-like. The record is from RefSeq and is a predicted model, not a curated record. Lineage: Eukaryota; Metazoa; Arthropoda; Insecta; Diptera; Tephritidae. The coding region runs from base 1 to 486 and encodes 161 amino acids. The transcript is spliced from 2 exons.